CGUUCUCACUGCACAGACAGAGAGCCAACCAUGGACAGCAAGAUGAGCGGCCAUGGGAUUCCUCGGAAGGUGGUCGCCGCCCUCCUCCUCCUCGCCGCCGCCUCGAUGCUCUGCUCCACCUCCAUGGCCCUCACCCCGGACGGCCAGGCAUUGCUCGACCUCAAGCUGGCCUUCAAUGGCAGCAGCCAGCGCCUGACGAGCUGGAAGCCCUCCGACCCAAACCCCUGCGGCUGGGAGGGCAUCUCCUGCUCCUUCCCCGACCUCAGGGUCCAAUCCAUAAAUCUCCCUUACAUGCAGCUUGGGGGCAUCAUUUCACCUAGCAUCGGGAGGCUCGAUAAGCUGCAGAGGAUAGCGUUGCACCAGAACAGCCUGCAUGGCCCAAUCCCUGCAGAGAUCAAGAACUGCACCGAGCUUAGAGCAAUUUACCUCAGAGCCAACUACCUGCAAGGAGGCAUCCCUUCAGAGAUUGGCGACCUCAUUCACCUCACAAUCUUGGACCUGUCGAGCAACUUGUUGAGAGGCACAAUACCGGCGUCCAUCGGAAGCCUUACUCACCUUCGUUUUCUGAACCUAUCCACUAAUUUCUUUUCUGGAGAGAUCCCAAAUGUUGGUGUCCUUGGAACCUUCAAAAGCAGCUCGUUCGUUGGAAAUUUGGAGCUUUGUGGACUGUCCAUCCAGAAGGCUUGCCGCGGAACCCUUGGGUUUCCUGCAGUGUUGCCACAUUCUGAUCCCCUCUCCUCGGCUGGUGUUUCGCCAAUCAACAAUAACAAAACAUCGCAUUUCCUGAAUGGCAUUGUGAUCGGCUCAAUGUCAACCAUGGCUCUUGCAUUGAUCGCGGUACUAGGCUUCCUCUGGAUAUGUCUCCUGUCCAGGAAGAAGAGCAUUGGUGGAAGCUAUGUUAAAAUGGACAAGCAAACUAUCCCAGAUGGUGCAAAGCUUGUGACGUACCAGUGGAACCUUCCAUACUCAUCAGGUGAGAUUAUCAGAAGGCUGGAGCUGCUUGAUGAAGAGGAUGUGGUUGGUUGUGGUGGUUUUGGUACUGUGUACAAGAUGGUGAUGGAUGACGGCACAGCAUUUGCUGUCAAGAGGAUUGACCUCAACCGUGAAGGGCGCGAUAGGACCUUUGAGAAGGAGCUUGAGAUUCUCGGCAGCAUUAGGCAUAUUAACCUUGUUAAUCUGCGAGGAUACUGCCGCCUUCCCACGGCCAAGCUACUCAUAUAUGAUUUCUUGGAGCUGGGCAGUCUGGAUUGUUAUCUUCACGGAGAUGCUCAGGAUGAGCAGCCAUUGAACUGGAAUGCUCGAAUGAAGAUUGCCCUGGGUUCUGCUCGAGGGCUGGCGUAUUUGCACCAUGAUUGCUCACCCGGGAUUGUCCACAGGGACAUCAAAGCCAGCAACAUCCUUCUGGACAGAAGCUUGGAACCCCGAGUAUCGGAUUUUGGCCUUGCAAGGCUGCUGGUAGAUAAUGAUGCCCACGUUACCACUGUUGUGGCUGGUACUUUUGGAUACCUAGCACCAGAAUACCUGCAAAAUGGCCAUGCUACCGAAAAAUCUGAUGUUUAUAGCUUUGGAGUGCUUUUGCUCGAGCUGGUGACUGGAAAGAGGCCUACAGAUGCAUGCUUCCUCAAGAAGGGACUGAACAUUGUUGGCUGGCUGAACACACUAACAGGGGAGCAUCGGCUGGAGGAGAUCAUCGAUGAAAAUUGUGGCGACGUCGAAGUCGAAGCAGUUGAAGCAAUCCUUGACAUUGCUGCGAUGUGCACCGAUGCAGAUCCAGGGCAGCGUCCAUCGAUGAGCGCUGUCCUGAAGAUGCUGGAGGAGGAAAUCCUGUCACCUUGCAUGAGUGAGCUCUACUACGAGCAGCACCUGGAACUCUGAGUGAGUAGUUAUAAUGGUUGCUACUCAUGAUUGCAGUGACAAAGCAACAAUUUUGUAGAUACAUGAUGAUGAACCGUGUAGGAGUGUGGCUGGACAAGUGCAGCUUCACAUCUUCAUUUCUGCCCAGAUGGUUCUUGGGGCAGAACCAAAUCACUGUGGUCUGUACAUAGUGAGACCUUGUGUUCAUCUUUUCUCAUUUAUCUCUGUCUCUGGCCUCAGCAAGUCCAUUUGAACCAAACCAC
Molecule: messenger RNA, 2117 nt
Organism: Oryza brachyantha (malo sina)
Lineage: Eukaryota; Viridiplantae; Streptophyta; Magnoliopsida; Poales; Poaceae
Product: LRR receptor-like serine/threonine-protein kinase FEI 1
Exons: 13
Coding region: 31-1875 (614 amino acids)
Biological process (GO): protein phosphorylation
Molecular function (GO): ATP binding; protein kinase activity; receptor serine/threonine kinase binding
Source: RefSeq, a predicted model, not a curated record